AUGGCAAAGUCACUUAAUUUAGAAGAGAAUUGCUUGUCAGACAAGUUUAUUGACGGAGCACGAAUGAGAGCCAGAUUCAAUUUCUAUCCAAGGUGUUCAAGACCUGACCUGGUUCUUGGUGCCAAGCCUCAUACUGAUAGGUCAGGCAUCACAGUUCUCUUGCAAGACAGAGAAGUGGAAGGACUUCAAGUUUUCAUAAACGACAAAUGGUUUACAGUCCCCAUAGUUCCUGAUGCACUUGUUGUUAAUCUCGGAGAUCAAAUGCAGAUAAUGACUAAUGGGAUAUUCAAAAGUCCAUUGCACCGGGUAGUAACGAACUCAGAAAAGUUAAGGAUCUCUGUGGCCUUAUUCAAUGAACCAGACCCAGAAAAAGAGAUUGGACCCAUGGAUUCUUUGGUGGAUGAGCAAAGACCAAGAUUGUACAGAAAUAUUAAGAAUUAUGGUGUCAUCAACUUUGAAUGCUACCAGAAAGGGAAGAUAGCACUUGACACAAUGGCAUCACUUUUCAAGAGUGUGCAAGAGAUGUCCAUUGAUGGUGAUGAACCACCACCAAAAUACUUUGCCAAAGAAUGCUGUUAUGCACCUACGGAAAUGUCCUCAGUGUCGACCACAAUUCCAGUUUUUGAUGUCAGUCUCUUCACUUCAACUUCAUUGAUUGCUUCCAAAAGAGAAGUAGAAGAUGCACUAGAGGAUCUAAGAUCAACUCUUGGCUCUGCUGGAUUCUUCCAGGUGAUAGGACACGGGAUGUCAGGUGCAUUCCUUGAUAAAGUGAGGGAAAUUGCACAUCUUUUUUAUUCACUUCCCGGGGAAGAAAAGCAGAGGUAUACACGACCAGUGAAUGAAGAGGAAGGGUAUGGGAUCGACAGGAUAGUUUCAGAAACACAAGUUCUCAACUGGUCCCAUCGCCUAGUUCUUCAGGUGUUUCCAGAAGAUAAAAGAAGGAUGAAUCUUUGGCCAGAUGAUCCAAGUGAUUUCAGAGAGAUCUUACAUGAAUAUGCAAUGAAAGUAAAAUCACUGAUGGAGCUUCUUUAUAAGGCCAUGGCAAGGUCACUGAAUAUAGCAGAGAACAGCUUUUCAGACCAGUUUGGUGACGGAGCGCUGACGAGAGCAAGGCUCAAUUUCUAUCCAAGGUGUUCUAGACCUGACCUUGUUCUUGGUCUCAAGCCUCAUACUGAUAGGUCAGGGAUUACAGUUCUGUUGCAAGACAAGGAAGUGGAAGGCCUUCAGGUUCUCAUAAAUGACAAAUGGGCUAGAGUCCCCAUAGCUGCUGAUGCUCUUGUUGUCAAUCUUGGAGAUCAAAUGCAGAUAAUGAGUAAUGGAAUAUUCAAAAGCCCUUUGCACCGUGCAGUGACCAACUCGGAGAGGCUGAGGAUCUCUGUUGCCUUAUUCAAUGAACCAGACCCAGAAAAAGAGAUUGGACCGGUGGAUGGCUUGGUGGAUGCGCAAAGACCAAGAGUAUACAGAAAUGUUAAAAAUUAUGCUCCCAUCUACUAUGAGUGGCACCAGAAAGGCAAGGCAGACAACAUCGAAGGGGCUGUAAUUGUGUGA
Molecule: messenger RNA, 1548 nt
Organism: Dovyalis caffra
Lineage: Eukaryota; Viridiplantae; Streptophyta; Magnoliopsida; Malpighiales; Salicaceae
Source: the annotation of a GenBank genome assembly